UGAGCCGGAGCGGCCGCCUGCGGUCCGGCCCCGUAGGCGCAGAGGGUCCUGUCGGCGGCGCCCGGGAGCGACUAGCUUCCCGAUGCUUCCGCCCUGGCUCCCGCCGGCCGGGCUGUGCGGUUAGGGCCCGGCUCCGGCCCCCUGAGGUGUCCGCGUGGGUGAGAACGGUUUCGGCCCCGCGGAACGGAGCGGCUGGAGCGCGAGGCGGCGGCCGCCGGGAGGAGGAUGGGGGCUAACCAGUUAGUGGUGCUCAACGUGUACGACAUGUACUGGAUGAACGAAUACACCUCUUCCAUCGGAAUUGGAGUUUUUCAUUCAGGAAUUGAAGUAUAUGGCAGAGAAUUUGCUUAUGGUGGCCAUCCUUAUCCCUUUUCUGGAAUAUUUGAAAUUUCCCCAGGAAAUGCUUCUGAACUAGGAGAAACAUUUAAAUUUAAAGAAGCUGUCGUUUUAGGGAGCACUGACUUCCUAGAAGAUGAUAUAGAAAAAAUUGUGGAAGAAUUGGGAAAAGAAUACAAAGGCAAUGCCUAUCAUUUGAUGCAUAAAAAUUGCAAUCACUUUUCUUCGGCUUUAUCAGAGAUUCUCUGUGGGAAAGAGAUUCCUCGCUGGAUCAAUCGGCUUGCCUACUUCAGCUCCUGUAUACCUUUUCUACAGAGUUGCCUCCCAAAGGAGUGGCUCACGCCCGCAGCCCUGCAGUCCAGCGUCAGCCAGGAGCUCCAGGACGAACUGGAGGAGGCAGAGGACGCUGCAGCCUCGGCUUCCAUGGCCAGCACCACCGCAGGCUCCAGACCUGGGCGCCACACCAAACUAUAACUGUCUCCAAAGUCACACAUUCAGGACUGUCUGUGGCAGUUGACUAUCACUAGAGAAAAGUAAAAGAAUAAACGUCCUUUGGAUAUUUUGUAUGCAAAGAUGGCUCUCCCCCAAAUCCCAGUUUUUCAGCUCAGGAUUAUAUUUGUAAUCAAAAACAAAACAAAAAAAAGAAAUCACUUGGCGCAGGAGGGAGAACUUUGUAUGAAGCUGCCCUCUGUUUUUUUUACCCACUUGUAAAUUUGGAUUUACUUCUUCUGUUUUAUACAAGCUCUGUUAAGUUAUGUUUACAGUAUUUUGUAUCACUGUUUACAAAUCUUGCAUGGACUCCUGCCACCAUGAAAGAAGAAAAUCAUGUCUUCAGAACUUAGGCAGGUAAUCUUUGUACACUUCUGACCCUUGCCCGAGCUACGGCACACGUGAUAGGCACAGAGGAAGGUACUCAUGCAGUUAGAGUCACCAUGACCUGCUUAAGAAUUGUCUUUCAGGUUUGUCUUUGUUCUUGUUCCCCUCUGGGCACCAGGAUGCACUGAGUGAAGGCGCACACAGCCCUGCGGGCUCAGGACCUUGGUCUGCGUGAGAGGCGCCCGCGCGGUGCUCUCAGCGCGCCUUCCUCUCCAAGUAGCACAUCGCCCAGGGUUCCCGCUGAACGGUUGCUUUCAUCCCAAAUAUCCGUCCACCUCCAGGGGGUGGUGCACUCUUGUGUCAGUCUGGCUUUGAUGCCUCUGAUUCUGUAAGUAAGAUGUUUUUCGUUAAAGAUAUUCUUGCUGGCAACAAGUGUUUUUGCACAUGCAUUGGGGGGGCUUCAUUUUUAUUUUAGUAUGUAUCAAUAUCCUCCCUGCACAGGAUUUUGUACAUGGGGCAGGAGUAUCCUAAGUGGUAGCCUUCUGAGUAGCAGUGUGAAUUGACAUUCAACUGCUUUUAACUGUUCAGGCUACUUUUAUACUACAUCUUGAAAACUAGAGUCUAAACGAACACUUUCUGAAAAAGUGAAUACUUGGAUAUUUUAAGCAUUUUAUGUUCCCUACCAGAAAGACUAUUAGUUUGUUAUGGGAGUAGUUUCACCUCAUAAUAGAAAGCCUAGUCUCAUUGACCUCAUGUGGAAAACACAUAUUUAUGUGUCUUAGACUUCCAUCUUUUUCUGUUCUCCCAAAUGUAUGUGUCUUACAUGGCCUAGUCUAAAAAUGAAGUUGUCACCCCAGGUAUGUCCUCAUUAGCAAGGAAUCUGUCUGUUCACGUCUACUCCCAGUUUGACCCUUGGAUGUAAGAGCCAAGUCAUUACAUGUCAGAUUCAAUUUUUCUGCCUUAAGAAUGAAUGUCCUAUAUAAAAUAUUGGAUGCAGUGUGUAAAUUAUCCAAGGCAGUGACUUCAGCUUUAUAUAUAUUGUUAGUUUUAAAAUCAUCUACAUUUAUUUAAACUUCUAGAUGGGAUUGUUUGCUAUUACUCUUUGUAAAGAUACAUAUCUUUCAGUAAACUACAUUUUUAACUUUUCCAUAAGCUGAUUUUGAGUCGUUUUAUCAAAUAAAGCACACCCUGUUCAUAGGGAAAAUAAACCUUGGGUUUGACCUGAGGAAAAUGAAGCCACUUAACCUAAUCACGCUUUUGACUGUUCUGCUUCUGGAGAGGAAAGCCUUUAUGAGUUAUUCUCAGUUCUUUGGGAGGGGCAGAGCACUUGUUUUAAGAGAUGGGCCAGAAAGGAAUAUAUGAUCUUUAUGAGACGUUGACUCGGUUCAGGUCUAAAAGUGAAAUUGAGAAUAAAAUGCAAAGACUCUGAUAGGGAAUCAGUUCACUCAAAGAAGAGUCCUAUCCUAACCUAAAACUCAGGUUAGUGAUAAAUGUUUAGUGCAGUUUGCUUCGGAUAUUUUUUUUUUUUAAUUUGGUGGAUUCCAGUUUUUUUCUUAUCCAUUCAAAAUAUACAUGAUUUUAAGUCCGUGCUGCUGACACCCAUGAAGGAGUGGCCAUUGUUUAGGCACUUCUUGGUGAGUAGCCAGGAACCUUCUACCUUUGCUCAUCCAGAUUCCAGCACCUCAGCACACAAAUGAUUUUAUUGUGAUUUUGUUGUAUUUGUUUUCAUCUGCAGCAACUGGGGUUUAAAAAUAGUGUAAAGGGUCUUAGUAAAAAUAAAUAAUGGCCUAAAAGGCCAAUUAUCCAUAGAAUCAGCAGAUAAAAUUCUGGACAUGAGAUUGUUGGCAGUCUAAUUGUACUUGAGGUUGAGAAAAUAAGUGUCUUUAGAAAAUCUCAUUUAAGUCCAUUUGUUCACUGCAGUUCAAAAUUGAGGAUGAAUUUAAUUAACUAGCAUUUAGCCACCUUCCCUUGCCCUUGAAGGAAAAGCCUCUUGUUCUCAACCUAAUCUCUGUUAAGAAAAAUCCUAUAUAAGAAAUCAGGUCAUUAAGAUACAUGUGAUACAAUGGCAUCAGAUGUUCUCUGUGUAGCUGUAACCAAGUGAAGCUCAUUUCUCAUGGUGGGUUGGGCAGUAAAAGUGUUAAAGAGGGUCGGGAGCUGCUGGUUUCUGCUGUUUGUUCUCAGUGCCCUUUAGUUUCGGUUUUUUUCUUUUUCUCAACCCUAAGAAGGGGGCAUCAGUUUUGGAAAGUGCGGCCUGUGGCGUGGUAGAAGGCGGUGAUGCAGCAGUAAAGAGAGCCUCCACUUGAUGCCUGAAAUCCAGCCCACUGUUGCUCUGACCCACAGCAAUAGUGCAAGUUACCUUCACCAGCAUUUGUACAGAGCAGGGAAUUCUGGUUUUCGCCAAUUGAUAGCAUUGUGUGUAUGAGGAGAUUCAACCCUACAGACAGCUGCGGGACUCUGUAUCCAUGGCUUCUUUCCAUCACAAAACGGGUAGAAACACGUUCACUGCUUCAGGGUUCUAAUCUGUGUGUCGUCUUAUGGCUCCAUUUCUAUAAGAUACUCUGUAAUUUUGAUACAUGCUGUAUUUUCUUUCAGUGACUUAAGUUUAAAAGGUGUGGGUUCUGUUUCAGCAAAUUGGCCAUACUGCCACUGUACCCCUUCCCUUCAGUAUGGUUUAGCAGCUCAGUCAUUAGACUUUCAUUGUCUACCCAGUCAAUAUGCAUCUUCACUGUUUGAAAGGUGUUAACAGCAGUUGGAGAAUCUUCAUGAACCUGAAGAUUUAUUUCUUGUGAAGUUGAAUGCAAAUGUACUGUCAUUCAUAGUGUUUAUAUGAAAAAAUACCAGGAAUCUUCACUUUUGCUACCUUGAUAUAGCAUUGGGCUAUCAUGUUAACAACAUUGAAAUACAUCAAUUUAUUAAAAAAUACUUUUAUAAGAAA
Molecule: messenger RNA, 4087 nt
Organism: Dama dama (fallow deer)
Lineage: Eukaryota; Metazoa; Chordata; Mammalia; Artiodactyla; Cervidae
Gene: DESI2
Product: desumoylating isopeptidase 2
Exons: 5
Coding region: 226-810 (194 amino acids)
Biological process (GO): protein deubiquitination
Molecular function (GO): deubiquitinase activity
Source: RefSeq, a predicted model, not a curated record